CCUCACAAUAUAAAUACAGCUGCGCACUAUUAUCAACAGAGACAUUUUCACAGCAUAAUUUAAAAUAGCAGCAACUAAGAUAAAAUCACUUUAUCAGCUUUUAUUUUUCAAUAAUCCUUUUCACACUCGUCUUCACAUCUUAACAAUGCCAUUUCUUGGUCAAGACUGGCGCUCACCUGGUCAAAGCUGGGUGAAAACCGAGGAUGGAUGGAAAAAAACAACGAAAGAGGAGAACGAGACGAAUAACAAUGUUUCGGAACGGAAAGGCUAUUGCAAAGAAGAAUAUGACAAGGAGAAUUUGAUCAUCAGCAUUAACUAUGAUGUGGCAGCGAAGAAGCGGAAAAAGGACUUGCUGAACAACAACACUAAGAUUCCUUAUUUUCACAGAGAUAAAUGGAUAUAUGUUCACAAAGGAAGUACCAAGGAGCGUCAUGGAUAUUGUACGUUGGGAGAAGCGUUUAAUCGCUUGGACUUCUGCAGUGCCAUCAAGGAUACCAGGCGAUUCAAUUAUGUUGUUAGGCUGCUGGAGCUCAUCGCCAAGUCCCAACUGCCUUCUCUUAGUGGAGUGGCACAGAAAAACUACAUGAACAUUCUGGAAAGGGUUGUGCAAAAAGUUCUAGACGAUCAGCAAAAUGUUCGACCAAUUAAAGAACUGCUACAGACGCUACAUGCAUCAUUGUGCAGUCUGGUUCAGGACAUGGGGAAGUCUGUCCUGGUAGGCAACAUCAACAUCUGGGUGCACCGCAUGGAGAACAUACUGCAAUGGCAACAGCAGCUCGACAACAUUCAGAUCAACAGGCCCACAAACAAAGGGAUGACAUUCCUUGACCUGCCAGCUAGCUUACAGCUGAACGUCAUGCACCGUCUGUCCGAUGGACGAGAUCUGGUCAGCCUGGGUCAAGUAUGCCCAGACCUAAGUGUGCUGACAGAAGAUCGUCUGCUUUGGAAGAAACUCUGCCAGUAUCACUUUACAGACAGACAGAUCCGCAAGCGUCUAAUGGUGUCAGAUAAAGGCCAGUUGGAAUGGAAAAAGAUGUAUUUCAAACUCUGCCGGUGCUAUCCACAUAAAGAGCAAUACAGUGACACACUACAGUUCUGCACGCACUGCCACAUCCUAUUCUGGAAGGAUACAGACCACCCUUGCACAGCCAAUAAUCCAGAGACCUGCUGCAAGCCAGUCUCUCCACAGGGGUUUAUCAACCUUUUCAAGUUCUAGGGGGCGCUGCGUGAGCUGCCAUGUGUAUAUAGUGUCAAUAGUGAUAAGGAUUCCUGGAUGACUUGAGGCAGGGAAGAAGCAGGUGUCUGAUAGCAUUAAAAGAUUUUUGUGAUGAAGCAAGUAUGGAAACUACAUGUAAGAGUAAUAAGUUGUGUUUGGGCAAUAUUCGAAGGUUGUGUUUAUUUAUAAGGAAUAUAUGUCUAUUUAUUUAGCACGGAUCAUGUUUACUUAGAAGAAAGUUUGGGAUCAGAAUGAAAUUGAAAUGAUCCUACUUGCAUUUAAAGUUGCCCGCUGCC
Molecule: messenger RNA, 1512 nt
Organism: Triplophysa rosa
Lineage: Eukaryota; Metazoa; Chordata; Actinopteri; Cypriniformes; Nemacheilidae
Gene: fbxo32
Product: F-box protein 32
Exons: 9
Coding region: 146-1216 (356 amino acids)
Biological process (GO): protein ubiquitination
Cellular component (GO): cytoplasm; SCF ubiquitin ligase complex; nucleus
Molecular function (GO): protein binding
Source: RefSeq, a predicted model, not a curated record